Molecule: messenger RNA, 995 nt
Organism: Rhodamnia argentea
Lineage: Eukaryota; Viridiplantae; Streptophyta; Magnoliopsida; Myrtales; Myrtaceae
Product: ER membrane protein complex subunit 6
Exons: 5
Coding region: 14-562 (182 amino acids)
Biological process (GO): protein folding in endoplasmic reticulum; autophagosome assembly
Cellular component (GO): membrane; endoplasmic reticulum; EMC complex
Source: RefSeq, a predicted model, not a curated record
UCUCUUCUAAUCCAUGCGUCACUCUCUCUCUUGUCUUCUCUCCUCGCUCGCACAGAGUCGCACUCUCUCUCUCUCUCUCCGCAGCAGCCCUGCUCCGCCUGUCUCGUUCUUUUUCAGAUCGCUGACCCAGAGGCGCCGCCAAUCUCUGCCGUCUCCACGCCUCGCUCGCCGAUUCGCCGUCGAAAUCAAGAUUGUUAGGGAUAUGGGAGGACAUGAUGAAUCAGAGACAUCUGGAAGAAAAGAAAGCGAGGAGAUUGAUGUCCCAAUCUUCAGCGGCGAGAAUAUGCAAAGCAACAUGAAAGUCAUAUAUUACAGCCGAACAUUUAUGUCCAUUAUCGGCGGUGUCAUUGCUGGGAUUCUCGGAUUCACAGGCUUAACUGGGUUCAUAUUUUACUUUCUUGUCAUGGCAAUCACCUCAAUUGGCCUUAUUGCGAAGACCGGAUUUUCCAUCCACUCGUACUUUACCAGCUGGAGUCAGAUCAUCUUUGAUGGUUUCCUGGGUGGGCUUUUGUCGUUCGUGCUGUUUUGGACAUUUGCUUAUGACAUCGUCCAUAUAUUCUGAGGCAGUGUCAUGACAGAAGGCCAGGAAGUUGCACUCCACACUGCGCGGUCUCCCGAGGUUCUGGAACAAAUCUGACAGAUUGCUUCGAUGUUGCAAUGGAUCCAUUGUUGUUCCUCUUUUUUGGUUAUGUGACUUAUCUCUGAAUCAAAGAGAGCUUUCGUAGUUAUGUUGGACAUGGUUUUCUGAGCUACGAAACUGAAGUGAUACAUCGGUCGUGCUUUCGCUUGAUUGUGCCCUUUGACGGAUUAGACACGGUAUAUUUUUGUCGUAGUUAGACUUGGGUUUGUUUCAUGCCCAUGCUACUCUUCGGACAUCUUCGGUCAGUUUUUAGGGUGCAGUCCUCUGCUUUUCACAGAUUUCAUCAUGAAGGAGAUUGCUUUGUUUCCAUAAUGUACUUUUUUUGCACAGUGCAAAAUCCAGAAGAGUAAUUAUC